Messenger RNA from Miniopterus natalensis, 1151 nucleotides. RefSeq names its product protein kinase cAMP-activated catalytic subunit alpha (gene PRKACA). The record is from RefSeq and is a predicted model, not a curated record. Gene Ontology annotation, biological process: protein phosphorylation. NCBI's taxonomy places the organism in Eukaryota, Metazoa, Chordata, Mammalia, Chiroptera, Miniopteridae. Gene Ontology annotation, cellular component: nucleus; cytosol; cAMP-dependent protein kinase complex. Gene Ontology annotation, molecular function: ATP binding; protein kinase A regulatory subunit binding; cAMP-dependent protein kinase activity.
UGGUGCAGCAGGUCUCUUGAGCCUUUCCAGCCACCAUAGUUCUGGUGCUCUGAGAGGAAGACUGAGUGAUGGCUUCCAACUUCAACGAUGUGAAAGAGUUCUUAGCCAAAGCCAAAGAAGAUUUUCUUAAAAAAUGGGAAAAUCCUGCUCAGAAUACGGCCAAUUUGGAUCAGUUUGAACGAAUCAAGACCCUCGGCACGGGCUCCUUUGGGCGAGUGAUGCUGGUGAAACACAAGGAGACCGGGAACCACUUUGCCAUGAAGAUCCUGGACAAACAAAAGGUGGUGAAGCUGAAACAGAUCGAGCACACCCUGAAUGAGAAGCGCAUCCUGCAGGCUGUCAACUUUCCGUUCCUUGUCAGACUUGAAUUCUCCUUCAAGGACAACUCAAAUUUAUACAUGAUCAUGGAGUAUGUGCCUGGCGGGGAAAUGUUCUCACACCUGCGGCGGAUCGGGAGGUUCAGCGAGCCCCAUGCCCGCUUCUACGCUGCACAGAUCGUCCUGACCUUCGAGUACCUGCACUCGCUUGAUCUCAUCUACCGGGACCUAAAGCCGGAGAACCUUCUCAUCGACCAGCAGGGCUACAUUCAGGUGACAGACUUUGGUUUUGCCAAGCGUGUGAAAGGCCGCACCUGGACUUUGUGCGGGACCCCCGAGUACCUGGCUCCUGAGAUUAUCCUGAGCAAAGGCUACAACAAGGCUGUGGACUGGUGGGCCCUGGGGGUUCUCAUCUACGAGAUGGCUGCUGGCUACCCACCCUUCUUUGCUGACCAGCCUAUUCAGAUCUAUGAGAAGAUUGUUUCUGGGAAGGUGCGGUUCCCAUCCCACUUCAGCUCUGACCUGAAGGAUCUGCUGCGGAACCUCCUGCAGGUGGACCUUACCAAGCGCUUCGGGAACCUCAAGAAUGGAGUCAAUGACAUUAAGAACCACAAGUGGUUUGCCACGACUGACUGGAUUGCCAUCUACCAGAGGAAGGUGGAAGCUCCCUUCAUACCAAAGUUUAAAGGCCCUGGGGACACGAGUAACUUUGAUGACUAUGAAGAGGAAGAGAUCCGAGUCUCCAUCAGUGAGAAGUGUGGCAAGGAGUUUUCUGAGUUUUAGGGGUGUGCCUGCGCCCCCAAGGGUUUUCUUUCCUUUUUUGUGGGGGGUGGG